AGUAUUUGGAAUUGCAGAGGGAGCUGGUUGUUAAUAUAACUUAAAAUACAAACGCGCUGCCUGUACACUUGGCUCCGGGCCCUGCGUUCUACGAGCAGAGAUGGAGACAAUCCAUUUCCCGAUUGCACUUUCCGUGACAUCUCUGUGAUUCCAAUAGAGGCUAAACCUGGGGUGCAGAGUUUCCAGGGUUGCAAAUUUCGUCCCUCCCUUGAGUCCUGGCUGGGGCCAAAGUGUGGGCUGGUGGCAUGCAACGGCCCUCGCUGCGUCGUUCCAAUGCCAGUACCCCUAGGAGCCACACCACUAAGCGCAGGACUGGGCCCUCGGAUUCCAGAGGGCGCCCAGGGACAAAAGAGCAGCCCCGCCCAUCUGUACAAGGAGGCACGCGGCAGGCGGAACACGACUUGAAGGUUUCCAGUCCCAACUCCGAAUCCUCGCAGUUCAGUACCUCCGAGUCCUGGAGCCAUAAAGUGAUCGCGAACUACUCCGAGUUUUUCGCAGCCUCAGUGGGCAAUGUGGACUGGCUUCGGUUCUGUGUGAAUCCGGAGCGCAAGGAGAUCAUAGUCGACGACAAGGGCUUCACAGCCAUCCACUUCGCAGCCCAGAAAUGCCAGCUUUCCUGCCUUAAGGUCUUGAUAGAGGACUACAAAUAUCCUGUGGAUCUGCCCACCAACAAAGGCCAGACGCCCCUGCACUUGGUCAUCCAUAAAAACAACAAAUCGGACAUCCUCCCCUGCAUUGACUACCUGCUCAAGAAAGGGGCAGCCAUCAACUCGCAGACCUACAGCGGCUCCACACCCCUGCACCUGGCUUCCUACAAUGGCCUGCUGGGAUGUGUUAAGCUGCUGGUGCAGAGUGGAGCCAAUGUGCAUGCCCGAGAUGCCACAGGCUUCAAGCCCAUCGACUACUGCAGACUCUGGAACCACCGUACCUGUGCCCGGUUCUUGAAGGAUGCCAUGUGGAAACAUGAUAAGAAGGUCUUUGCCCGGGAGAUGGAGAAACUGAAGACCUUGAAGGAGAAGCUGACCAUUUUGGAGUACCGCUACCUGAUUGAAUAUCAAAAAGAACAACAAAUUCUGAGAGAGGCUCAUUUCAGAAAGUGGCUCCAAAGCAAGGUGCUGGCCCGGACCCUGGGCUCUGCCGACUCCAAGCAAAAGGCUGGUGUCCGACCUUUGUCAUUGGCCUCCAACACUUUAGGAUGCCGGAUACCUAAAAGCACCCUCCAUUAUCCAUCUGUGGAAGCUCAGCUGAAAAGCUUGCCCUCACCCGUGGUGCCACCCAAGCCCAUCUACAAGCAGACCACCAUCAGUCGGCCCAAGUUAUGGAACUAUAGUGCUAACCCUGCCAGGUCCCCGAUCACAAACAUUGGCCACCCGCAGGGCAUACGCCUGGGUGUGCACCCAGAACCCUAUAAGGAACAUGACUUCUGCAGAUUCCUGGAGGUGACUCGAAAUAAACACGGGGGUGCAUGCCUGCGCACAGUGGAUGGUGAGUUGGUGACACCUGUACCCCAGCUGCCUUUUGAGAUGAUGGUCCGGGUGCUGUACCCAGGGACUCAACCCUACAGGAUGAAAGUGCCCCAGGGCUUGUAUCCACGGGACAUACUCAAAGUGCCUGAGAAACGGCAUUUGGGAGAUUCUUGUACCAAUACAAUGGCCAUGAGCCUACGUGAGACAUUUGAUAAGCCCUUCCUCAAUUCCCUGGAAGCUUGCCAGACUCGAGUAGCCCCACCCUCCAAGUGAGUUCUCACAUAAAGUUGUUCU
This is a messenger RNA of Mus pahari (shrew mouse), 1760 nucleotides long. RefSeq names its product ankyrin repeat domain 53 (gene Ankrd53). The coding region runs from base 246 to 1739 and encodes 497 amino acids. NCBI's taxonomy places the organism in Eukaryota, Metazoa, Chordata, Mammalia, Rodentia, Muridae. Gene Ontology annotation, biological process: regulation of mitotic cytokinesis; mitotic metaphase chromosome alignment; positive regulation of microtubule polymerization. The transcript is spliced from 6 exons. Gene Ontology annotation, cellular component: spindle pole. The record is from RefSeq and is a predicted model, not a curated record. Gene Ontology annotation, molecular function: protein binding.